Drosophila subpulchrella is the source of this 8286-nucleotide messenger RNA. It is a transcript of the gene Trpm, whose product is annotated as transient receptor potential cation channel trpm. The record is from RefSeq and is a predicted model, not a curated record. Gene Ontology annotation, cellular component: membrane. Gene Ontology annotation, biological process: protein tetramerization; monoatomic cation transmembrane transport. The transcript is spliced from 35 exons. Bases 893 to 7366 code for a protein of 2157 amino acids. Gene Ontology annotation, molecular function: monoatomic cation channel activity. NCBI's taxonomy places the organism in Eukaryota, Metazoa, Arthropoda, Insecta, Diptera, Drosophilidae.
UAUCAUUUAAUUGUUUUCGUUGUACGUUCGCCCACAAUUGCUGUUGUUGAUUAUGUUUUGAAUAUUUGUUAUAAGCCUAUUUGUUGCAUUCCUAAUUGCCUACUAAUGUGCACCUAACCCAUAAGCUAAGAAAAGGUAUUUUAAAUAAGCAUUUGAUUGGAUUACUGAACCGGCAGCUUCAUUCCACUGCGUUGCCAAAGGUAAUUAAUUAACUGAAUUAUAUCAGGAAAUCCAUUUAGUGGAUUGAGCUUACAGAGCAGACACUCGAUAGUCGAUGGAUUGUGCUGGUAAUUCGGCCAUAAUUAAAUACCAUUUGAUUUGAACCAUCAUUUAUUUAGAAAAUCAAUUAAUUUAAUUGCCAAGCAAAUGAAACACCAAAUGCCAAGAGCCUUGGACCAAAUCCAAGUGACAUAUUUCGUAGAUGGCCAUUUGGCGGACCACAAAAUGCCUUCUGCCAGCUGAAGUAAUGUCCUUUGGCUGCGAUUUUGAUGGCUAAACUUUCCGUUUUUGGUUAAUAAACUCGUUUUCACUCCAUACUUUCGGGCGCCAUGGGGAAAUGUAGUUAAAAAGCUUUUAGAUCUGUAAAUAAGUCUAGGCAGAUUCCCGCCAGCUGGGCUUAUCUUAUGUGGUAGGUGGUCCAUCCACCCAGCUAGCUUCCAUUUUCACUCCCAAACGGAGAUGGGCUCUCGCAGAUUGUCCAUUUGUAUACCCAUAUAGCCAUGGUUGGCUCGGCAAAGCCGAAAGGUAGCUCACCUUUGCAGGUGCGUGUCAGUCGAGAUUCACCUGUCGCCCGAUUCGGUUGCGGAUGCAAAUUCUGUUGCAGCUGCUGCUCGCGAACCGCUUCGAAUUCAAUUAAUUAGAGCACAUUAGCGGAAAAUAGCGUGCAAAUAGCAUGGUGGUCACGGACUCCCCCUCCCCCCUCGCCGCGCACAAAUAUCUGCGUCGGAUUUCCAAGGACUUUUCCACCGUUCGGAGAUAUAGCAAUACACCGGCCGUCGUUUCGGUCCGGGCCUCCACAUCCGCCUUCAUUGCGGCCGAGUCGGCAGCCCAUUUGCCCACCUGUAGUGGCCCAUCGCCGACCCCCCGAACCCCAGCCUCCACGCCCCGGGGCAUUCGGCGUCGCCAGCGGAUGCGGAAACGCUCCUCGGUCUCCUCGACGCUGUCCAAGGUGCUGAUACUCAACGUACGCGACCUGCUAAAGACCCACGCCGGCGGGGAACCCCUCAAGGAGCACCAGCCGCGUAGUUGGAUCGAGACAAAUUUCCAGAAGCGCGAGUGCAUCAAAUUCAUACCAUGCCCAAAGGACGAUACAAAAUGCUGCUGUGGCCAGGCCCAGAUCACACAUCAGACUAUUCCGGGCAUCGAGAGUGGGUCGCCCGGAGACCCCUGGCUGCCCACGAAGCACACCCGCCCGCAGCCCACGGACGCCUACGGGACCAUCGAGUUCCAGGGCGGCGCCCAUCCCACAAAGGCCCAGUACGUUCGCCUGUCGUUCGACACGCGGCCCGAGCUGCUGGUGCAGCUAUUCACCAAGGAAUGGAAUCUGGAAUUGCCAAAACUUUUGAUCACCGUGCAGGGCGGCAAGGCCAACUUUGAUUUGCAGGCCAAGCUGAAAAAGGAGAUACGCAAAGGACUGCUGAAGGCGGCCAAGACCACGGGAGCCUGGAUAUUCACCGGCGGCACAAACACCGGCGUGACCAAGCAAGUGGGCGACGCCCUGCUCCUGGAGGGUCAGCAGCGGACAGGACGAGUGGUCAGCAUCGGCAUCGCCCCCUGGGGCAUCGUGGAGCGCAAUCACGAGCUGCUGGGCCACAACCGCGAGGUGCCCUGCCACAGCAUUAGUUCGCCCAGAUCCAAGUUGGCCGUGCUGAACAAUCGCCAUGCCUACUUUCUCCUGGUGGACAAUGGCACCCAGGCCAAGUACGGCGCCGAAUUGAUACUGAGGCGCAAGCUAGAGAAGUUCAUAUCCAACCUGAAGCUACACCCAUCAAAGAAUCACUGGCUAAAAACAAACGUCACACAUUCCAGUACGCCCGUCGUCUGCCUGGUGAUCGAGGGCGGCACCAACACGAUACGUGCGGUGCUCGAGUACGUGACGGAUUCGCCGCCGGUUCCGGUUGUCGUAUGUGACGGAUCCGGGCGUGCCGCCGACCUUCUGGCCUUCGUCCACAAAUAUGCCUCGGAUGGCGAGGAGCAGACGGUUCUCGAGUCCAUGCGAGACUAUCUCAUCGGGACCAUACAGAAGACCUUCGAAGUGGGCCUGGACCAAUCCGAGAAACUCUAUCAGGAGCUGCUGCAGUGCACAAGGAACAAGAAUCUGAUUACCGUCUUUCGCAUACAGGAAAAGCCCGAGGGCGAGGCGCAGGAGCUGGAUCAGACUAUCUUAACGGCCCUCUUCAAGUCGCAGCAUCUCAGUCCGCCGGAGCAAUUGAGUCUUGCCUUGACGUGGAAUCGGGUGGACAUAGCGCGCAGCGAGAUAUUCGUCUACGGGCAGGAAUGGCCCAAUGGCGCUUUGGACGAGGCCAUGAUGCAGGCCCUGGAGCACGAUAGAAUCGAUUUUGUCAAAUUGCUCUUGGAGAAUGGCGUUUCGAUGAAGAAGUUUCUAACAAUACCGCGCCUCGAGGAGCUCUACAAUACCAAACACGGGCCGGCCAACACGCUGGGAUACAUCCUGCGCGAUGUCCGACCGCACAUACCCAAGGGCUACAUUUACACGCUCCACGACAUCGGCCUGGUGAUCAAUAAACUAAUGGGCGGCGCAUAUCGAUCCUAUUACACGCGCCGCAAGUUCCGGCCCAUCUACGCCAAGGUUAUGAACAGCUAUGCAAACGCCUGCCGCAAGUCCUCCACCUACCAGUACCAGCGGUAUGCCGGGGCCAAUUCGCUGAGCCUGGUCACCGGCCUGCUGCCCUUCACCUCGGAAAUGGCCCUCUUCGAGUUCCCCUUCAACGAGCUGCUGAUUUGGGCCGUGCUGACCAAGCGGCAGCAGAUGGCGCUGCUGAUGUGGACCCACGGGGAGGAGGCGCUGGCCAAGUCACUCGUGUCCUGCAAACUGUACAAGGCCAUGGCCCACGAGGCGGCCGAGGACGACCUGGACACGGAAAUCUACGAGGAGCUGCGCUCCUACGCCAAAGAGUUCGAGAGCAAGGGCAACAAGUUGCUGGACUUUAGCUACCGACAGGAUGCGGAGAAGGCGCAAAGGCUGCUCACCUGUGAGCUGCACUCCUGGUCAAAUCAGAGUUGCCUUUCGCUGGCCGUGGCGGCCAACCAUCGUGCCCUGCUAGCCCAUCCCUGCAGCCAGGUGAUCCUGGCGGAUCUCUGGAUGGGGGGUCUGCGUACCCGCAAGAAUACCAACUUUAAGGUCAUCUUGGGCCUGGCGAUGCCCUUCUACAUCAGGCAGCUGGACUUCAAGUCCAAGGAGGAGCUGCAGCAGAUGCCGCAGACCGAGGAAGAGCAUCUAGAGAACCAGAAUCUGGACAAUGACGACUCGGAUCGUUCGCAGCCGGAUGCCGAGUGCAAGCUAAUACCAGUUGAAAACAGUUCGCCCUCCUUUAAGAGUGUCUCGAACUCAACAGAUGCUCUAUUGGCGGAUACUUACUCAGUGCGCGAUACAAAAGUACACGAAAAUGGCAAAGUUAAUCUCACUGCUGGAGCGGAGGAACCGCCCUCCAAAGUCUCGCUCACCGACUCGGAUCCCGCCCAGUUCAGGGAGUUCUUCAAUCUCUCCGAGUACAAUGAGGUGAAGCAGCACCAGCCGCUGCGCCUGAAGAAGAAGUUCUACGAGUUCUACACGGCGCCCAUAACCAAGUUCUGGGCCGAUUCGAUUGCCUACAUGUUCUUCCUCAUAAUGUUCUCCUUCACUGUGCUGGUGAAGAUGGAGCAGAUGCCGCGGUGGCAGGAAUGGUACUCAAUAGCAUAUAUCACAACGCUGGGCUUCGAAAAGAUACGCGAAAUAAUAUCCUCCGAGCCGGUGGCCAUUACGCAUAAAUUCUCGGUGUGGGCGUGGAAUAUGUGGAAUCCGUGCGACGGCGCCGCCAUAAUACUCUUCGUCAUCGGUCUGGCAUUUCGGUUCCGGGAGACCACCAUGGACAUUGGACGGGUCAUCUAUUGUGUGGACAGCAUCUACUGGUACCUGCGCAUCCUGAACAUCCUGGGCGUGAAUAAAUAUCUGGGUCCCCUGGUCACCAUGAUGGGUAAAAUGGUGAAGAACAUGAUUUACUUCGUGGUCCUGCUGGCCGUCGUCCUGAUGAGUUUCGGCGUUAGCAGACAGGCGAUUCUGUACCCCAACAAGCAGCCCACCUGGAGUCUUAUCAAGGAGGUUAUUGCCGGCUCGAUAACGGCCCCCGGAUUUCUAGGUGCCCUGGGGCAUAAUACCCGUUCCAGCUAUCAUCGUGGCUAUCAUACGAUGGGUGCACCACCUGUGACCACCGCUGCAGCCAGCACCACCACCGCCAGCAGCACCACCACCACCGGUUCCAGCUCCACAGUUCCGGCGGCCACGUCUACAGCGCCACCCAUCCAGAAUGAGCAUUCGAAUUUGACGAGCGGCAACUUGACAAAUGUCACCUUCCAGCCCUACUUCAUGCUGUACGGCGAGGUGUUCGCCGGUGAUAUCGACCCUCCCUGCGGCGAGGAUCCCAGCCAGCCGGGCUGCGUCACCGGGCACUGGGUAACGCCGAUUACGAUGUCCAUGUAUCUCUUGAUUGCCAAUAUUCUGCUGAUAAAUCUGCUCAUCGCCGUGUUCAACAACAUCUUCAACGAGGUCAACUCGGUUUCGCAUCAGGUUUGGAUGUUCCAGCGGUUCACCGUGGUGAUGGAGUACCAGCAGAAGCCCGUCCUGCCGCCGCCCUUCAUCGCGCUGUGCCACUUCUACUCGCUGCUCAAGUACUGUGUGCGAAAGGCGAAAGGAUUGGAGGUGCAGCGGGACAACGGUCUCAAGCUGUUCCUGGAGAAGGACGACCUGGAGCGGCUGUACGACUUCGAGGAGGAGUGCGUCGAGGGCUUCUUCCACGAACAGGAAAUCAUCCUCAAUCAGUCGACUGACGAGCGGGUGAAGAACACCACGGAGCGAGUGGAGACCAUGUCUCAGAAAAUCGAGGACAUCAAUCAGAAGGAAAACAUACAGACGGCCACCGUUCAGAACAUCGAGUUCCGGCUGCGAAAGAUGGAGGAGUCCUCGGAGCAGAUACUCUCCCACUUGGCCGUCAUACAUCGCUUCAUGUCGACCCACAUCGCAGGCACGGAUGAUUUGCGCGGCUCGACGAUAAACAUUCCGGGGGAGAUGCAGCGCGUGCGCACCAUCUCCAUUUCGGACACGGAGGCCGGCGGCGGAUCAGGCGGAAAUGGUGGUGGUGGCGGAGGCGGAGGCGGCGGAGGUGCCAUCUUACCACUUGGCCUGGGCGCCGGACUGAAUUUAAAUUCGCUGCAGGUGACCACCCGGCGCCGCUUCAAUCGAUCGCUGACCGAAGUCCGGCCGGACGCGUACAUCUUCGACGAGGGCACGCACUUCGAGGUGGUGCCGCUGCCGGAGGAACCGGACGAGGUGGUCAAGUCCCGGGAGGCCCUCAACGAGCAGGUGGUUCGCAAGGCGUCCAUGCAAUCGGAGGCGGACUCGGACAUCUACCUCCCCCUCUCGCAGCGACCCUCCACCUGUGAGACGGUGAAACGGACCCCGUAUGUGACCGUGCGUCAGGACACGGGUGCCAGCACGGAGAGCAAGGAUACCCUCACGCCGAUGGGCAACAACGAUGACGACCAGACCCUCGUGGGAGGCGACAACUCCGACGAUGCGGCGCCAGACAUCAGCUUUGAGGCUGCCAGGCAUCGGGCACUUCGUCAGCGCACGGUUUCCCUGUGCCGCCGCAACUCGGAGACCUACUCUUUGACCGGGGCGGACAUAAACAGGUCGCACAUCAGCCUCAACCAGUUGGCCUCCUUGUCCCGCCGACAGAUGAGUCUCACGCAAUCGGAGCCGGACAGCGACAAGGAUGCACCCGCCGCCCAGGGAUCCGCACAUCCUGGUAAAUCAGUAUUGCAUGCGAAACCCUCCAGAAAUAUCUUGCUGAAACUGCACAGCGAGUAUACCUCGAUCACGGACGAGCUGGAGAGCGUCUGCCACAUGAUAGCAUCGCCCACGGUGUCCCUGCCGAGCAACAAAGCUUCACUGGACCGCCCCAAAACGGAAAUGUCACGGGCUGAGGCUGCGGCUUUGCUGGAGAAGAAGCAUCUGAAGGAGUGCGAGGAGAACGACUACAAGAUACUGGAGGGACUGAUUGAGUCGCGCGGCUCCAUCGAUGCCAGCGCCCAGGGAUUUGAGAUCGGCGUAUCCAUAGACUACAGCCAUCGCUAUCCGCUGCGUCGCGAGACCGCCGUGGAGCUGUCACCUUCGAAGCCCUCGGUCGAUGGCGACCUCAUGGGCGGUGGCGGAGGUGGCGGCGCCGGCGGUGGCGACAGUAGCGACACCAGUGGGGCUGGUAGCUGCGGUGCCAUGGUCGUCGUCUCGAGCGGCUUUCAGCUGAAGAACGAGCGUCCCUGGCAGCGCAACUCCUCGAUGGAGCAGCAGGCGUAUCCCUCGCCGCUGGUGCCCACCCGGGCCACGAGUGACUUCCUCAAUGCCCCGUACGACGGAAGCGGGCGGCUGUUCAAGAAGUCCAGCGAGAGCCUGCAGAAGAACUCCAGCACGGAGACGGACUACUCGGCCCACCCGUACCGCUUCAUCAAGCAGAGUUCCAAUGAGACGAACACCUCGCUGACGGGCUCCUACAACGUGGACACUCCCUCGCUGACGGCGGAGCCCUCGCUGGACGCCGGCGACUCGCACUCGGCGACGGGGAUUAGCAUCAGCGUUGGCGCUGUGGGCGGCGCUGCCACGGCGCGUUACCAGCCCAUCCGUACCGCCUCGGUGGGAGCGGCCGAUGGCCGGCGUUUGCGGGAGGAGAGCUCCAGUUCGCUGGACCUCAGCGCCUCGGGGCCAGUGACGAUGCAGGCAGCGCCGGCACCGCCAGCGCGUCCGAUGCAGCUGAAGAAACAGUUUAGCGUGGACCAGGGCAAGCCGUCUCAGCCGGCCGAGGCAGUGCCUCAGACACCGGAAGCCGCUGGCCAGGCUGGUCAGGCUGGUCAGGCCAAACUGAUUUCCACACUUAAGCCGCAGCCCUUUGCGAGCAAGCUGGGCAUGAACGUGCUGAAGGAGAGCAGCUCCAGCACGGAGGAGUCCGGCGGGUCGUCCGCCAAGAGCAGCAACCCGGCGUUAUCCAUACCACAGAUCAGCACCCACCUGGUGCAGGACGAGAUCGCAAAGCUGUCGUCGAACAUCAAGAGCAGCACCGAAUCGGAAAAGGACCCGCCGUUCAACGAGACAAUGUGUUAGCAAAGUAGUAGGAUGAGGCCCAUUGAUCAUGGGUGCCACACACUCGUCUCACUGUGCUCAAUGGGAGAACUAGUCAUAGGAGUUGGGUGAUAAAAAUGUUAAUGAACUAGCGUUGGGAUCUGGGAAAACAGAUAUCAGAGAUUAUGCAUAUUUAGUCGAGGGGGUCGCAAGUUACAUACGUGUUAAUGAUUUUGACAAUACAUAGUUCACAAAUUCUCUGUAUUUUUAUACAAGUAUUAAUCUAGAAAGCGCCAUUGUUGUUGUUGUACACUUUAAAGGCAGGAGCAUAGAAAUAUAAUAUCUGUUUUUGUUUGUUGCCAAUAGGAACCACCAAAGAAAUGCAUAUUGAAUCGCCUGAGUUAAGCGAAGCACAUACUCACAUAUUUGGUACUUUUACAAUAUCCUAGGUGUAGUCAGUCGUACAUAUUACCAACAUAUCUGAAAGCAACCACUCUACUUUAUCCAAGCCGGUCAUGAGCACUUACCUCAACUCAAUUAGAAACUUAUCGCAGCCUAACGUACUUAUACCUGUAACCCCGAGCCCCAUAUUGUAGACUACAAGGUUCACUGCAAUAUCAGCUCUUCUGUAAUGUGUGUUUGGCAUAUGUGUAUAACGUCUCCUUAGAUAGUCCAUUUUACUUGCUUAUAUGGGAGAAAUUCGUGUUUUCUAUGUGCGACUGCCUUUUUCGGCGGCACUAGAUAUUAUUGUACAUAAAUAGAGUAUAGUAAAUGUUAUAGGUUUAUGAAAAGAUCGCUAAAAUGGUUCAUGUUUGGCCAGUGUGUGCUAAUAAUUUAGAUUAGUUUUUAAAUAUUUCAAUGAUUAAGAAUAACAAUGCAUUUUAAUAAAAUAUUUAUGAUUGUACUUAUUUAUUUUAAGAAUUGUAUGUUAUUUUUAUUAAAAUAAAUUAUUAACACUUUAA